AUGCAUCCCUUACAAGCACAGUUACAACCCUCACGGGGGCCCCCCCAGCAUCAGGGGCCCUCUGAGGAUCCCCUGGGGCCCCAGGGGCCCCCUAAGGAUCCUCUGGGGCCCGCUAAGACCCUCCAGGGGCCCCCUGAGGAUCCCCUAGGGCCCUCUAAGCGCCCCCAGAAGCCCCCUGAUGAUCCCCUGGGACUCUCUGAGGGGCCAAAGGGGCCCUCUGGGGGGCCCCAGGCGCCUCAGGGGCUCUCCGAGGGUUCCCAGGGGCCCCCAGUAGAUGCGCAGGGGCCCCCUGAGGCUUCUGAGUUGAAGGGGCCCCUUAGAGAGGGAGGUGGAUCUCAGGGGCCCCAGCAGCAGCACAUAAAGUUGCUGCAGAGGAUAAAAAGGGUAUCGGAUCUGAAUAAAGGAAGUCGGGGGCCCCCAGGACCCCAGGGGCCCCCAGGGGCCCCUGGGGCCCCCCGGAUGCCUGUGAAGACAACGAAGAGUUAUUGCCUGAGGGUAGAGCGGGUUGCUGCUAAGCUAAUGCGGUAUACAGACGAACUUAGGGGGCCCUCUAAGAAAGAAGCACAAAGAAGUUCGGCUGCAGGGGGGCCCCCUGAGGGCAAAGGGGCCCCUAAAGAGCAGGCAGGGCGGGGGCCCCAGAGGUGCUCUCGCAGGUUUCUGUCUGUAAACCGCAGUAUAAGAGUAAAUCAUUAUGAAGAGAGUGUAAAAGAAGAAAAAAAUAUCUUAGGGAAAUUCGUCAAACAUAAAAGCUCUGAAAGGGUUCCAAAAUACGUUAAAGCUGCUGCUGAAGAACCCCCCAAAAGUAAAUCUUCUUCCUUAGCCCCUCUCCCUGAGACAGAGCGGCAGCGUCUCCUUGCAAUUGUACUGCAGCAGCAGGAAAAGGCAGAGCUUGAGGACGGAAAGACAUCGGAGGAGGCAUGA
This is a messenger RNA of Eimeria acervulina, 921 nucleotides long. Its product is annotated as WD repeat-containing protein 33, related. NCBI's taxonomy places the organism in Eukaryota, Apicomplexa, Conoidasida, Eucoccidiorida, Eimeriidae. The transcript is spliced from 3 exons. The record is from RefSeq and is a predicted model, not a curated record. Bases 1 to 921 code for a protein of 306 amino acids.